This is a messenger RNA of Marasmius oreades (fairy-ring Marasmius), 1239 nucleotides long. RefSeq lists its product as uncharacterized. The transcript is spliced from 4 exons. NCBI's taxonomy places the organism in Eukaryota, Fungi, Basidiomycota, Agaricomycetes, Agaricales, Marasmiaceae. The record is from RefSeq and is a predicted model, not a curated record. Bases 147 to 788 code for a protein of 213 amino acids.
ACGCUCUUUCACCACCACCCUCACUGGUACCAGCUCCAUGUCUUUUGCACUCCAACAACACGUCCUUUGCAACAACAUAAUCCCAUCUUCUGCGCCCCCUUCCCACCAACAAACUCUUCCUCUGUCUGCUCCUCGAACCCCCUCUGAUGGCGCCCAGAGAACUAGAAGUAAUCGUUGGUGAGGACGGCAUUGGACGUUGGGUCGGGAUUGCUUCGUACGAUAACAAUCACACGACCGCAUUCGUAGUAACACUAGUGCUCGCAGGACUACUCUUCGGAGUCUAUCGCUACCUUCGGGCUUUCAUUUACCCUUGCCUGACUCCGUUCGAGUUGGAACGAGCUUCAACAACUGUCGAGGAUGUCUAUCGAACGGCAAGAAAUGUGUUGGCUGGAUCAGCGGAGGCUGAUGUACCGGAUUGGAAUUACAAGUUUGCGAGUGAUUAUCUCAGCCUGAAAAUCGAGGCUUCCCAGAUCCGUGAAAAGAGUCUUCAGCUAUCGUUAUGGAAGACAUACUUGGGGUUUCAUCCUCGAUUAAUGUUGGAUAUCGCCAGUUGUUAUUCAAAGUAUGAAGAACUCAAGUGUCGGAUUCUCACCGCCCGCGAGAAAGACUUACAGAGUCAUCUCGGAGCAGAACAGUAUCGACGGCAAAAAUUGACGACGAGAUUGUCGUCGUCGUCAUCAUCAUCUCGGGGCCAAACUCCCACCUUCACCUCGGCUUAUGAAAGCCCGUUCCGUUCUCAGUCUGAGGACUACGCUCCACGUCCUUAUAAUGCAACUCCUGAGGAAUGAACCAUCCUUUGUCGGUUGAUACCGACCAGUGUUAUCGUCUGUUGGUUCCGUUGCUCAUUAUAUUCUUGUUUUUCUUCUUUCUCAGCAGCAAAGUCUAUCUGUCUAUAUCCUCCCUUUCCCUACAGCAUUGUUAUCUGUUAUGUCGCUAUCGUUCGUAUAUACUUUUUUUUCUGUUCGUUGCUUUCUUCGAUGGUUUACAAAAAAAUCUUGUCGUUUUAAAUGACUCGCAUACAUAUCCUGGCUUUCAGGCAUCUAUGGCAUUCUUCCUCCGCUGGACUCUAGUUUCUCUUUUGCCCACCCUCUUUUACCUCUUUAACACAUCGCUAUACGUAUACUUAGUAACCCAAGCCGCAACAAAACAAAAAAAAGGUUUUCUUCACAGCGUUGUAUUAUAUAUGUAUUGUAACCGGUUUUGAAGUAUCGUUUGGAAUAAAAAUGUCGUUGAAAGUGU